Molecule: messenger RNA, 3216 nt
Organism: Mizuhopecten yessoensis (Yesso scallop)
Lineage: Eukaryota; Metazoa; Mollusca; Bivalvia; Pectinida; Pectinidae
Exons: 15
Source: RefSeq, a predicted model, not a curated record
ACACACUCUUCAUCACCGAAUCACAAGACAAGCUUAUAGAGUCUAUCCAACUUCCUCCGCCAACAACAAUUAAUACAACACCAAGUAGACAUGGACAGUAAGGAACGACAAAACAUAGCAAACAACAAGGAGCGCAUUAGGAAACAUCAUCGCCAAAGAAUGUAUAGACAACGACGUGCAAGCGGCAAGUAUUAUUAUACACUACCCUGGUUCGCAUGUCUGUCAAGCAGCGAAGAGAGAGAGAGAACGUCCAUGGAGGAAAUAACUGAAAUCAGAAGGUGUUGAUACUUGGUAGUUUAACAACGGAAUCUUGAUUUUCGAAGGGAUUUGUCUUGGCAUGUCACACAUAGACUUGAUCUCCACUGCACUGAACGAUCAUAAAGACCCAGUUUGUUUGGAACAAAAACAGGAAUUGAAAACUUAUUUUGCGAGCUUUUGCAAACGUCUGUUUCCUUUGUCAAGCAGCGAGUUAAAUGAACGGUUUCUCGACUCUAGACCGCUGGAAACAUUUCACUAAGCUAUAAUGUGCCUAAUCAGUUAAAUUUGUUUUGUCAGGAAAUCCUUGUUACUGUAGAAUUAGUGACGAGUACUAAUUAUACGUACCAAGGUGAAUACUUUCCCACCGGUGAUAGAGACCGAGGUUCGAGAGGAGAAUAACGCAUUGUACGGAUAGCCAGUCGUCCUAGCUCACAGAACAGCUGAACAGUAUGGUUAUUUCUAUAUUUCAAUUAGAUUUAUUCUUUGUUGCAAAUGAUAGUACCCUCAUGAGACAGAGGAAUUCAGUCCCGCGGCUCAUUUACCUGUUUACACUUGCAGUGGAGGUUUUUGGUUGAGUGUUGGUCUGUUGGAAAGUAAUACAUGCACACGCAUGUUCUAUCGUCCAUUAAUACAUGGUUACCUCAUGCAUUCAAACAUGAAGUGUCAUUAUAUCGAAAAAGUAAGAUGUACAUUAAAUGCGGUCAGACACAGCACAAGUACACGGUCUCAUGAACCAAUAGAACUGCGAGAAUGAAUGAGGAAGUGGUUUCCAGGUUUGACAUACGUAAUCAAUAAUAAUACAAAACAUGCCAUGUUACAAACCACAUAUUGAACAUGUCGUAACUAAAUUGAAACAUCAAUAGAUUCAACGAGUUGUUUACUGACUACGUAAUCGACAGAAAGGGUUCGUUAAAAAUACACUUAUAAAAGUUAAGAAACGACUCGUAUUUUUGUCACUAUGUUCAGUUUAGCGCUAGAGACACUCGAAGUAAAGUUGUCGUUCGUGCCACAAGGAUAUGUAUAUUAUAAGUGACAUAAAGUCGAAUUGUUUUCUGGUUAAUAUUACUGCUAGCUAUGAGCCAGUGAGACAAUAAAAACAAAAUUCGAAAGUUUUGAACCUUUUGAUAGAUACGGACUCUGGCGGCUAACAAGUCGUAUCUCUAUUUGUAAAAGUAUCGAUUGUUGAAUGUCCUAUGUUUGUUUAAGACAAUCAAUAUCUAAACACCCGUGCAUAGUCUCGUAAAAAUGUCUGAGGUAAUAUUUAAGGGUGAUAUAUAUUGAUUUUUGUUUUCAUUGGAUGGUGCGCCUUCAACGCUUGCUGUCAAGGGCAUUGAUGUCCUGCCAUCGAUUCAUUUGAAAGUGAUGAAUACAGAAAAGGAUAAACUAAAACAGAAAAUGUGAAGGGAGUUUCUUAAUUUUUGAGUGAUGCUGAUGAUAGCUGACAAAGUAACAGGUGUAGGCGCUGAUAGAUAAUAAACUAUCUCAGAGACACAGACUGGGAGUUCAGUACAGCUCGGAAAGACAUCAUAAUAAUCCGGAAAUGGAGGUUUUAGCAGAACCGCAAGACAUCAAACUGAAUAGGUCAUCCACACAAGUGACAUUUAACACAGGUUUCAAGGAGAUCAACGGAGGAUCUUCGGAUGAGGACAGCAACGCAGAAAAAAGGAUUGAACCGAACCGAAACAAUCUUGAUAUGGAGGUUAUAGCGAAACCAGCUGACAUCAGAUUCAAUAGGUCAUCCACACAAGUGACAUUUAACACAGGCUUCAAGAAGAUCAACGGAGGAUCUUCGGAUGAGGACAGCAACGCAGAAAAAAGGAUUGAACCGAACCAAAAACGUCAUAGCAUUCCUGAUAUGGAGGUUAUAGCGGAACCAGCUGACAUCAGACUCAACAGGUCAUCAACACAAGUGGAAUUCAACACAGGCUUCGAAGACACUCAAGCAGAAACAUCAUAUGAAGAUAGUUUCACAGAGGAAUUGUUGGAACCAGACGAGGUGGAACCAUUAGAAAUACUGCCCGAUAACGACACAGAUGACUCAAAUUUGUCUUAUGGGGAUGAUUUCCACACAAGUUCAGACUCCGAUGUCACCGAUACAUCUGAGGAAUCUGGUCCUGAAAGGUAUCCAAUGAUUGAAGAGAACCUUGACAAUGGAAUAUUUGUCAGAUUUCCGGAAAAUCAUAAAUUCAAAGUUCCAUACAUAUGUCGGUAUCUGCAACUUCACACCAGAACCACACAGUUGGCGGAACUGAGAGAGGCACUUGCAGGAUCAAAAUUAAUAACAGAUAUGUUUGGAGUAUAUCUGAAGUCUACUAGCGAAGAAGAGGACAAUUUGGUCUCUUUACCAUUCGUAGACAAUUGUGCAGGUGAAAUACGCAUCUCCGUAGCUGUUAAAGCCAAACGUUCGCCACACUUUAAGUACUCUGCUCAUCUCAGAAGAAAUGGAGAUUGGGUGAAAGUGCCCGUACAAAUGAAGGGUGAUAUUGCAGAAUGCGAAGGAGGUGCCUUUGAUAUUCUUUUUUUGGCAUCUGAACCAAUCAUUGAAAGAUUCAUAUUAGGCCCAGAGGGAAAGGAAUUUAUCUCAGAACAAGACAACAAGAUCAAGCUAUCUUUUCCACGUAACUGUGUCAGGGAAACGGAAAUCUUACACGUUCAGAUAAUCCCCUCAAGCAAUGAUGGCCCGAUCUGCAUGGAUGAUCAACCCUGCAUUAUUGGUGCAACCAAAUCCAUACUUGUACAACAUAGAAAGGGAAUAUUCAAGAAGUCAAUUGAGAUGAAUCUUGAACUCUGUCUUUUUGACGACUCCACUGACCCGGAUUUGACAAAAUACAACUUUGUUGAUGUGCAUGCUGUCAACAAGCAGGAAGAAAACAUAACAAUGCGCAAGCUCCCAUUGCAGAGUUACACACAAAACGGAAACGAUUUUUCUCUGUGUAUAAAAGUCGACGACUUUGAAAG